Molecule: messenger RNA, 444 nt
Organism: Melampsora larici-populina 98AG31
Lineage: Eukaryota; Fungi; Basidiomycota; Pucciniomycetes; Pucciniales; Melampsoraceae
Exons: 5
Coding region: 1-444 (147 amino acids)
Source: RefSeq, a predicted model, not a curated record
AUGUCUUGGAAGCCAGCAAACCCCCUUUUGUUUCUUGUGCUCGUGUUUCUGCUCGCAGGAGAUUUCGGGUUGCACAUCUUUGCCGACGCUAAUUAUAUAGAAUGUAACGACUCUUGGGAACCAGCAGGGGUGCUGAACAAUAAUAAAAUGCACAAGUGCGGUCUCAAGGACUCUAAAGGUGUGACUUCCGCAUACUGGUGCGAAUCGUGCAACAGGAGUGAUAACAAAAAACCCAAUGCUGUUGACUGUGUUGGCCCACAAAAGUUGAGCACGCGAGGAGCAUUUACUUGCGAUGCCGGAAUGCACUACAGCUCAAUAGGCCACCCGGAUCGCCCUAUUUUAUGCAUCCAUUUCUACCCAGCAGGACACCCAGAAGUCUAUACUUGCGCAAGCCGGCAGGUGAACCAGCGAUGUACUUCGGAAUAUUGCAAGCUUGUAACCUGA